Molecule: messenger RNA, 444 nt
Organism: Phytophthora infestans T30-4
Lineage: Eukaryota; Oomycota; Peronosporomycetes; Peronosporales; Peronosporaceae
Exons: 2
Coding region: 1-444 (147 amino acids)
Source: RefSeq, a predicted model, not a curated record
AUGUACGCUGUCCAGAACUCGAUGGAGAACGAAAAUAAUGGACGCAGUAUUGGCGUGCAUGCCUACGGAAGAUUUAUCCCAACGGUCGAUGUGCUCGCCUAUAUGACUAUUAAUAACGAUGAUGUGCUCACAUUUACGACUACGGACGAUGGGUUCGUCUACAUGACUACAGAAAAGUUCGAGACUGUGUCGUACACAGUUUUCGACAUCUUGUUCAAUAGUUCGGACAUGUCAGGAUUGUAUGACUUGUGCGUCAAGCCACACGCCAUCUUCGUCGACGCGUUUACCAUGUGCGACACACACCACCCCCAGCGAAGCUCCAACCCGUCCUGCAUCAUCUAUUUUACGUCGGGGCCGCUGUCAGUCGUUGCACCGAAGAAAUCCGAUGGCGUCAGCCCAAAAUCUCGCAGAAUGCUUACCAACCAUCGCUCAAACGGACCGUGA